Paramacrobiotus metropolitanus is the source of this 933-nucleotide messenger RNA. RefSeq lists its product as uncharacterized. The record is from RefSeq and is a predicted model, not a curated record. The transcript is spliced from 4 exons. The coding region runs from base 138 to 575 and encodes 145 amino acids. Lineage: Eukaryota; Metazoa; Tardigrada; Eutardigrada; Parachela; Macrobiotidae.
AUACUAGUAAGUACUAUUGCGGCAACUUGCUCGACAAUUGUUACUUUUUUACUGUCUAUGCUCCAUAUGGCAUAUCUGAGUUCGACAUUAAAAGUAUUCAAUUUACCUUUCUCAUACGAAAAAAAUUUUUAUUUAAAAUGGCAGAAACCUGGAAAUCAGUCCUAUCUGCAACGCUGCUUUUGAUGGCAUUCCAGACAGGGGAAGCAAUCAAGUGCUAUGAUUGCGAUUAUGUGACCGGAGACGUUCCUGCAAAUAUGAAAGAUAUAGUAAAGGACUGUAUCAACAAAAACCCAAAGGAUUGUCCCGCAGACGUCAACAACUGCUACCGUGCCACCGAAAUCGUCAAAAGCCCGGUGAAAUAUGAAGCGAACCAUCAAAGUUGUGGACGAAUCGGGAAAACUGCAGCAGACUUGAAGUGCACACCUUGGCCGGCGGUUCCAGGUGCAGAACUUAGUGGCGCAGAAUGUUAUUGUGCUGGUGACCUCUGCAACAGUGCAACCAAAUUAAUCGAUUCACGGCUUCCCCUGGUAGUUUGGAUCAUCUUCGGCGCAGUUUCUUAUUCAACGUUUUUCUGAUGGACGUCGAAAGCGCAGACUCACAUGACUGAAUAAAAAGGAGACAAAAAACGAUAAAAGGGGAACAAACGGCUAUAAUUCAAGCUGCAAAUUUUUUUUUAUUGUUUACUCUGGUUUUCUUUAAUGUUUUACGUCAGCUCGGUUCUGCCGUCGUCCAAGUUAUAAAAGCAAUUCCUAACAGCAAGGAAACGUUUUUUAAGGAAACAGUUGGUUUUGAUUAGAUCCUGGCAUUUGUUUGGCUCUUUCCCCUGCGAUCCUUCCACCAUAGCUGUAUCAUCAAUAACAGUCGUGUUGGCUCCGAGGGCCGCCGCAAAGAAGACCUCUUCGGUCUCGUAGUGAGAACAUUAAAGUGCAGAUA